CAGAGAAGAGUCUCUCCAGAUCAGAACACCAGAUGGACAACGCUAGCCCUUCCGCCCUCCCAGAGUCCCCGUGUCGUACCUCUCCCAGUAGCACCUUACUGUUGGGUCUGAAGAGGUUGUCUGUGCGGCUGGUGGACUGCAGGAAAACAACGGGGCUGAGUGGAACUGUGAGAGGAGGAGAAGAGAAGAAAGGAGCAGAUUUGACUCAUCAAAGAGAAAAACCAAAGUCGGAGGAAUCAGAGACGUCCAAACCAGCAAGACGACACCUCUGCUCCCAGUGUGGAACUAGGUUUGUCAAGUUAGGAAGCCUGAAAAGACAUGAGAAGGCACACACAGGAGUGAAGCCACACCAUUGCGCCCAGUGUGGAAAGAGUUUUAACAACUUAGGAAACAUGAAAGCUCAUGAGAAAAUACACAAAGGAGAGAAGCCAUACCAUUGCGCCCAGUGUGGAAAGAGUUUUAAACGGUUAGACUACCUGAAAUCUCAUGAGCAAAUACACACAGGGGAGAACCCUUACCACUGCUCCCAUUGUGGAAAGGGUUUUGUCCGUUUACAGACCCUGAAAGUACAUGAGAAGGCACACACAGGAGCGAAGCCACACCAUUGCGCCCAGUGUGGAAAGCGUUUUAACCACUUAGGAAACAUGAAAGCUCAUGAGCAAAUACACAAAGAGGAGAAGCCAUACCAUUGCUCCCAGUGUGGAAAGAGUUUUAAACGGUUAGACUACCUGAAAUCUCAUCAGAAAGGACACACAGUGGAGAAGCCUUACCACUGCUCCCAGUGUGGAAAGAGUUUUAGCUGGUUGGACACCCUGAAAAGACAUGAGAGGAUACACACAAUGGAGAAGCCUUACCACUGCUCCCAUUGUGGAAAGAGUUUUAACCAGUUAGGAAACAUGAAAGCUCAUGAGCGGACACACACAGGAGAGAAUAAUUACUUAUCCUAGUGUGUAAGUUGAUAUUUCACAUCACAUUGACUUAAAGUUCAUCAGAGGACAUACACAUUGCUCCCAUUGUCUUUAUAUUGUUGACUGAGAUUGUGUUUACUUGGUUGUGUAUACAAAGUAUACUUAAACAUUUAUUUGUAAGUUUUUAUUAGAAAACAUGAAUUGAACAUAGAGCUUGUCAGUUUGAAUAUAGAGUAGAUCAGAUUCCAUGUGUUUAAAUGGUCCUUUUUUAAACUCUGUGUGUGUUUAUCUGGGUGUGUCAUUCCUCCAGCUCUACAGAUAAUCAAAUUAUAUUUGGAUGUGAUGCAUUUGCUUCAUUGUUUACAUUGUUGGCCCACUGAUGAUUUAAUGAAAUAGAGUGGGGGGAAAAAAGUAUUUAGUCAGCCACCAAUUGUGCAACUUCUCCCACUUAAAA
Messenger RNA from Coregonus clupeaformis (lake whitefish), 1362 nucleotides. Its product is annotated as zinc finger protein 239-like. The record is from RefSeq and is a predicted model, not a curated record. The coding region runs from base 33 to 947 and encodes 304 amino acids. The transcript is spliced from 3 exons. Gene Ontology annotation, molecular function: DNA-binding transcription factor activity; RNA polymerase II cis-regulatory region sequence-specific DNA binding. Gene Ontology annotation, biological process: regulation of transcription by RNA polymerase II. NCBI's taxonomy places the organism in Eukaryota, Metazoa, Chordata, Actinopteri, Salmoniformes, Salmonidae.